Molecule: messenger RNA, 1668 nt
Organism: Cadophora gregata
Lineage: Eukaryota; Fungi; Ascomycota; Leotiomycetes; Helotiales; Ploettnerulaceae
Exons: 2
Coding region: 1-1668 (555 amino acids)
Biological process (GO): lipid metabolic process
Cellular component (GO): membrane
Molecular function (GO): oxidoreductase activity, acting on paired donors, with oxidation of a pair of donors resulting in the reduction of molecular oxygen to two molecules of water
Source: RefSeq, a predicted model, not a curated record
AUGGCGCCGUCCAAAAGAGAGACCGUACUGUGUCCUGUAGAGGUCAAUCAGCUGAUCGACGAUGGUCACGCAAUCGUUAUUCUCGAUCGGAAAGUCUUGAAGUUGGAUUCGUGGUUGCAAUAUCAUCCAGGAGGAGAUAAAUGUAUCCUACAUAUGGUUGGUAGAGAUGCAAGCGAUGAAAUCGUUGCAUUCCAUCCUGCCGAUGUGAGGAAGCAAAUGCUUCGCUAUCAGAUUGGUGUUCUUGUAAACCGAUGGGAGAAUGUCCUUCCACCAUUGCAAAGAGGAUAUGGAGAAGAGACCAAGGAAACUGUCGAGAUAGAAAUCGACGACAGCUCCGAGACGGAAUCUCUUAGCAGCUCAGCAAACCUUUCUGAUAUUUUUGACGACGACCUCGUCAGUCCAGCCCUAACUCGCCGCCGGACUCGGAAUGGUUCUAUCUCUUCCCGCUCAUCAGUCUCGGAUGCUGAAAGUACUGCUCCACCGAAGACUGAAAUUCAGAGAGACACCAAGCUUCCCGAGCCGACAUCAGAACCAACCGAAUCCGCUCCGCCAAUGGACCAAGAAAAGCUUGACGCCAUUGCUGAAUCAUUCCGCAAUCUCAUCGUCAAGCUAGAGGAUCGAGGUCUCUACAACUGCAACUACUGGGCCUACAUGAGUGACAUCACGAGACUGACUAUUAUCUUUGCUACCAUGAUUUUCCUUCUCCACAAAGGCUGGUAUGUCACCUCAUCGCUCUUUAUGGGUGGCUUUUGGCAUCAAAUGGUCUUCAUUGCCCACGAUGCUGGUCAUAAAGGUAUCACUCACAACUACCACAUCGACACUCUCAUCGGUAUGACCAUCGGCAAUCACUUGGGUGGUCUAUCAAUGGGUUGGUGGAAACGAUCCCACAACAUCCACCAUAUCGUGACAAACGAUCCAGCUCACGACGAAGGUAUCCAGCAUCUUCCAUUCAUGGCCGUCUCAACCGAGUUCUUCAAAUCCCUGUACUCCACAUACCAUGAUCGUAUCAUGGCCUACAACUCUUUCGCCCAAGCCGUCAUACCGUACCAAAAGUACCUAUACUAUCCACUACUCUGCUUCGGACGCUUCAACCUCUACGUGCUUUCUCUGGAAUUCAUCUUCAUGGACAAGGGACCCAAGUCCAACAGAUGGCACCGAUUCUACGAGCUCUCCGGCCAAGUAUUCUUCUGGUUCUGGUUCGGCUACCUAAUCAUGUGGUGUUCCAUCCCAACCUGGACGCAGCGCUUCCUCUUCCUCAUGAUCUCACACAUGGUCACCAUGCCACUACACGUUCAAUUCACACUCUCCCACUUCGCCAUGUCGACCAUCACGCCUGGUCGCAACGAGCCAUGGGCUUUGCAACAGCUGCGCACGACUAUGGAUGUCGACUGCCCGGCUUGGCUGGACUGGAUGCACGGCGGUCUCCAGUUCCAGACUAUUCAUCACCUGUUCCCGACUUUGCCCCGACACAACCUGCGCCAGGCAAGCGAGGAGGUCAAGGUCUGGUCGAAGGAGGUGGGUGUUAAGUACGAGGUGUACGGGUUUGUGGAGUGCAAUGGCAAGGUUCUGAGUAGAUUAGAGGAGGUGGGACGACAGGCGCGAUUCAUGAAGGAAUGUCAGGAGCGGGUCUUGAAUGACGGGGAGUUCCUCCAUGGACACUGGGAAUGA